This is a messenger RNA of Neopsephotus bourkii (Bourke's parrot), 2242 nucleotides long. It is a transcript of the gene MKS1, whose product is annotated as MKS transition zone complex subunit 1. Lineage: Eukaryota; Metazoa; Chordata; Aves; Psittaciformes; Psittacidae. Bases 50 to 1735 code for a protein of 561 amino acids. Gene Ontology annotation, cellular component: MKS complex. The transcript has 18 exons. Gene Ontology annotation, biological process: cilium assembly. The record is from RefSeq and is a predicted model, not a curated record.
GCGCUGUGCGCGCCGUGCCGUCUCCAUAGCGAGGCGGCGGCCCCGCGCCAUGGCGGCGGUGUUGAGCGGCGCGGGCGGGGCCGUGUAUCGGUCCCGUGACCCCGUGAGCAACCUGCGCCUCCGGGUCCGCCUCUGGCGGGGCACCUCGUCCGGGCCCUUCCUGCCGCAGGCCCCGCCGCCGCUCGCCAGCCCCGUGCUCCCGGGCCUGGCCGACCGCGCCGGGACCGGUGCCCGGCGGCCCCCGGAGGAGGAGGAGGAGGAGGAGGAGGCCGAGGUGGGGUGGCAGGAGAAGCUCUUCAGCCAGUUUGAGGUGGAUCUGUACCAGAAUGAGUCUGCCUGCCAGACACCCCUGGACCGGCAGUACUGGGAGGAGAUCCGCAAACUGGAGAGGGCUGGAGGCCGGAAAAACUGUCGCAUCUUCACCUACACGGAUCACGACCGGUUCACCAACCUGGAGGAGUACUUCCAGAAGGUAACUGACUCAGAACAUGAGGUGCCAUCUUAUCUGGCAGAGAGGAUGGCCAAUGUGAGGAGGAGGAGACAAGACUGCAGGCCAAUAGAAGCAGGUUCUCUGAAGUCAAAAAUCAUCACCUGGAAACCCUCAGAUGAAUUUAUAAGGAGUAGUCAUGUGAUUAACACUCCUGUCCAGACCAUGUACAUCAUGGGGGACUUGGGACCUUAUGGGAAGCUUGGUCGCAGGGAGUGUGAACAUAUUCUUUGCACAAUCAAGGUGGACGACAAUGGAGUGAUCACAGUGAAGCCGGACUUUACUGGCACCAAAGGAGCCUACCAGAUUGAAGUGGAUGGAGAGAAGCAUGAGGUGUGGAAAUACACCAUUGAGAAUGCAUCUGUCCAAAUGCAGCCAGAGGAUGAGGAACGUGAGCAGCGUGUGUUCAGAGACCUGUAUGGCCAGUACAAGGAAUACCUCAGUGGUCUUGUAGGUUCAGAGUUUGAAAUGACCCUUCCUGGUACACUGCGGCUGUUUGUGAAUGGAGAAAUAGUUUCAGCUCAAGGCUAUGAGUAUGACAACCUCUACAUCUAUUUCUUCGUGGAGCUGCCAAAUCAGUGGUCGAGCCCAGCGUCUCAGCAGCUAUCAGGAGUGACGCAGACCUGUGCCACCAAGGCAUUGGGCUGGGAGAACGUGGCAUACUUCAGCUACCCCUUCACUUUGGAGAUGUUUUUCACUGAAGGAGCUGAAUCAGAAGAGAGUCUCCCUCAGUGGCCUGUUCUCUACUUUGAGGUCCUGUCCCUGGAUUUCUGGCAGAGAUACCGUGUGGAAGGGUAUGGUUCUUUGGUGCUGCCAGCAUCUCCAGGUGUCCAUAACUUCACCAUCCCUACCUGGCGCCCUGUGGAGCUGGGAACAGUUGCUGAGCUGAGGAGAUUUUUCAUUGGAGGAUCUCCUGAGCUGGAGGACAUAACCUACGUCAGGACACCAUCAACCUUUGAGGGAGAGCGUCUGAGCCGCUUUGGUUUUCGCACAGAGACAACCGGGAGCGUCACAUUCCGGCUGUACUGCCUGCAGCAGUCUAAGGCCUUUCUGGAAACCAGUGGCAAGAGGCAGCGCAUGCAGAGUGUUCUGGACCAACUUGGAGGCUUCAGACAGCAGAGCUCUGUCUACAGUGUUUUGGAGGCUUUCCAGAGAGCACGACGCCGGAUGCAGGAAGCACGCGAGAGCCUUUCUCAGGACCUCAUCAGCACCUCUGCCUCCACUGUGCACCAGUCGCAGGAACCUUGAUCGACCACCUCUGCUGCAGGCGAGUGUUUAACAUCGCUCCCACACAAGCUCCAUUUGUUCAGCAGGAGUCACAGUGCUGGUGUUGGGAAGCUUCUGAAGCCCUUCUUUUGUCAUUUUCCCUGGGUGAGGGUAGGAGCCUGUAGCAGAUCCCGAAUAGCUGCACUUCCACAGGUAGCUAUGGAAUGAGCUCCAUUUUCUCAAUGCAUUUUGUUCCCAGGCUCUAACGAUACAGCCAAUUGUUCACUUUUCUGCUGAGCAGACUAAAAUAAUAACAUAGGACCUGUGGAGCCUUGAAUGCCUUUUCAGGAGUUAAGUAGUAAAUGGUGAGAAUCAAGUCUGCAUGAUGUGGUGUGUUUAUUUUUCUUCUUCAAGAAGAGGAGGUGUUGAAGGUCAGGGUGUAAAUGCUGCUUGAGAGUUAUUGAAAUGAGUAGAGAACUUCAGAAGUUCUGAUAAUUGUUGUCAGUAUUUGUAGCUAUAGGUCAGUCAACAGUAAAAUGAAUCUGUCCA